Mycena indigotica is the source of this 1419-nucleotide messenger RNA. RefSeq names its product Amidohydro-rel domain-containing protein. Lineage: Eukaryota; Fungi; Basidiomycota; Agaricomycetes; Agaricales; Mycenaceae. The coding region runs from base 1 to 1419 and encodes 472 amino acids. The record is from RefSeq and is a predicted model, not a curated record. The transcript has 11 exons.
AUGAAAUUCAGCCUUGGAUAUGCGACGCUCUACCGCCGCCGUGGCCCCCAACGCUCGGAGCCGGCGCCGUCGUUCCCUGCAGCAUCCUCGAUCGACAAGGCGCCCAGCGCAGAGACGUAUAUGAUGUCGUUCCCAAGCGGUGACGUCGCCCCGCCCAUGUACGUCUAUGACGCGGAAUUCGACGCGCUUCCGGUGUACUCGCCCCCGCAUCAGGACUUCGCUGUCGCUCCCACCCUGCGCGGCCCCGUGCCCCCGGUCCCGCACCCGGCCAGUAGGACGCCUGACAUCGCUGAGAUGCUCGACGACGCGAACUCACAGCUUGGGAUUGCGAGUUGGCGUUUCCGCAUGCAAGGACGAGUUCGACGAAGGCCGGCGCUGGACGUGCCAAGCCAGAGUCUAUCCUUAGUUGUCUGCUAUCUAGUAAAACCCCAGCGCUAUUGCAACCGGGUAGCACAACCAAAUCUUGGCUGUUAUCCUCUUGUGCGCGAAGCUCGACAGCAUCCAAUCGCAUCAUUCACCUGUUUCCUGUCCUGUCGUGCUCACGUCAGGUGUGAACGAAUCAGGGCUGUCGGUGCUACGCCUCCACCAGUUACCUGUAUAAAUGCACCGUUUGCUGGGACGACAAAGGCACAUCGACUCUUUUCCUCUUCUGUUCCCUCCCUUCGUUCUACACUUCCCCGACUUUCUUUUCGGCUAGCCCGGCUACUCGCUCAUUCUUCGCUUCGUUCGCACAGCAUCUCAAGUGACCUAGAGUUCACCACCACUACCGACAUUAGCCCCCACGACAAUCCCAGAAUGUUUGCCAAUCUCGCUGCUUCACUCAUCGCCAUCACCCUCGCCACCGGCGCCAUUGCGGUGCCCGUUGACACUUCCCGUGUUGCAGCUCGCGGCUACGGAUCCUCAAGUGUUUCUUUCGAAAACUGGGGCGGCAUCAGCUCGCUUCAUGGCUUCGACAACUUCUAUGGCUCUGACGACUUUGCCCACUUCAAGCACUUCUCCCCCGUAGUCGUCCGCCAGUCGACCCCCGAACUCGUCUGCCACUCCCAGAAAGUCGAGAUCGUUCAACAGCGUCUCGCUGUCCUCCAGGAGAUGGCAAAGCGCAUCAUCACGGAGCAGUUCUGCGAGGUCGAGACCCAGACCAUCGUCUUCCAGCAGUACUACGCCUCCCUCGGCGGGUUUUCGCACGACCUUCGCCGCAGCAGCGGGCGCCACGUUGGCUACGACGGCUACAUCUCGAGCCACUUCGGCAGCAUCUACAACUCGGACGGCACGCUCAGCAACUACGACUUCAACUUCACGGGCUCUGACAUCGGCGCGAGCUACUACGUCCCCACCAACAACUGGAACGAGGAGACGUCGUAUGGCACCGUGGGCAGCGCUUACCAGGCGUCCCAGGCCGCGUCCUUCUACUACUACUGA